UACCUGGCGGACGGACAGGUCAAGAAGGCUAUCGAGCUGCUGGAGUGGGUUGUGGCGGUUUACAAGACAACGCUGGCCGAGACGCAUCUGCAUCGACUGGCGUCGCAGCACGACCUCGCGGGUGCAUACCGGGCGGACGGACGGGUCAAGGAGGCCAUCGAGCUGCUGGAGCGGGUGGUGGCGGUCCAAGAGACAACGCUGGCUGAGACGCACCUGCGUCGACUGACGUCGCAGCAUGUUCUCGCAACCGUAUACCAUACCGAUGGCCAGGUGAAGAAGGCGGUCGAGUUGCUCGAGCAUGUCGUGGCCGUUCGCCAGAGGACAUUGUCGGAGGAGCACCCGGACCGACUGGGGUCGGAACGUUGGUUGGACUUCUUACAUAGCCAGCAGCAUGCUGAUUACCAGUGA
Messenger RNA from Microdochium trichocladiopsis, 408 nucleotides. RefSeq lists its product as uncharacterized. The annotation marks the transcript as partial. The record is from RefSeq and is a predicted model, not a curated record. Gene Ontology annotation, molecular function: protein binding. The transcript has a single exon. Lineage: Eukaryota; Fungi; Ascomycota; Sordariomycetes; Xylariales; Microdochiaceae.